Sporothrix schenckii 1099-18 is the source of this 306-nucleotide messenger RNA. RefSeq lists its product as uncharacterized. The record is from RefSeq and is a predicted model, not a curated record. NCBI's taxonomy places the organism in Eukaryota, Fungi, Ascomycota, Sordariomycetes, Ophiostomatales, Ophiostomataceae. The transcript is spliced from 2 exons. Bases 1 to 306 code for a protein of 101 amino acids.
AUGCCGACGGCAAAGGUGUCUGCGAAUGUGGCGGCGGUGACGGUCGCCACGUACCGCACGAACAUAGUGGCGGUCCUCCUGAUAAAGAGGAUCGGGCAGCAUGUUCCCAUCGCCGUCAACAACUUCGGCUUCAGGGAAUGGAAUGACGUUCGCUCGAGAGAUGCGUCCAUAAGUGAAAUCGGGAACGCCCCCAGUCAGAAUGUUGUGCAAAUUCCGGAGAGCCUCGUCCGUGAACUGGUCCUGGUCGCGGCUUUGGAGGCUAUCGACCUUGUACGGCUCGUCUGGUGGCUGGUCCAGCUCGUUUAG